Saprolegnia parasitica CBS 223.65 is the source of this 702-nucleotide messenger RNA. RefSeq lists its product as hypothetical. The record is from RefSeq and is a predicted model, not a curated record. Gene Ontology annotation, biological process: protein transport. Gene Ontology annotation, cellular component: cytoplasm. NCBI's taxonomy places the organism in Eukaryota, Oomycota, Saprolegniomycetes, Saprolegniales, Saprolegniaceae. Bases 67 to 702 code for a protein of 211 amino acids. The transcript has 2 exons.
AUUGUGCUCUGCAGUGUCGAGAGCGAGCUCACGCCGGGCCACUACGCCUACCCGUUCCAGUACCGAAUGCCCGCCGGCCUUCCGGGCAGCUACGACAAUGAGAACGACCAAGACGUCCAGGCCAUCAUCGAGUAUGGCAUCGAAGGCGCGCUGUGUGUCCGAGGCGUCCUCGCACAAGACGCUUCCGACCGGCACGCGUUCACCCUGUAUGCAGUCCCGUCACUGAGCGAGUCGCCGAGCGUGGCCGAGAAGGUGCAGAUGCUGCGCUCCUUUUGCUGCCUGCGCCACGGUCAGUGCACGCUGCGCGUCGCGCUCGACAAGUGCGCGUACGGCCUCGGCCAAGUGCCCAUUGUCCAAUGCGACGUCAAGAACUCGUCGACCAAAGACAUGCGCGCCAUGCGGUUCGAGCUGGUCCGCGUCGUCGAGGUGUUCGCACGCGGCCGCAUUCGGUCGCUGCAAACUGUACUCUGCGACCAACUCUUCUCGGGCGUCCCCGCGGGCCGCGUGCUCUCCCAGCCGCAGCCCUUUUGCCUGAACGGUCGCGGUCUCUACCCUAGCACGAGCGGCAACUUUGUGUCGUGCAGCUACUACAUAGAAGUGGACUUUGACAUUCCGACGUGCCCGAUUGUCGAACUUCGCUUGCCACUGACGAUUGGUGCGCCGGUUCUUGACGACGCCUUCUCGUCGCUACCGCCUGUAUAA